Molecule: messenger RNA, 1251 nt
Organism: Adineta steineri
Lineage: Eukaryota; Metazoa; Rotifera; Eurotatoria; Adinetida; Adinetidae
Source: the annotation of a GenBank genome assembly
AUGGAUAAAUAUCGUGUACCAAAUCGUGCAAAUCUGUUGCGUGCACGUGAAUAUGGUCUCGAAACUUCUUUUAUUCAUAUUGAACAAACACGACGUCUUGCUGAUUUUACUCUAUGUAAAUAUCGCAAUUUAACUUCUUAUCAUCAUUCAUCAAUAUCUACUAUGAAUCUCGAUCAAUCUGAAUCUCGAUACCUGUUAUCUGGUGGUUCUAAUGGACAUAUAUGUUGUCAUGAUAUGUUACCGUCUAGUCUUGUCACUACACAUCCAAUUGUAUUUCAAAUUGAUCGAAAUUCUAAUCGAGAUCAUCAUACACAUAAUAUAUGUUCGCUCUUAUGGUAUCCAAAUGAUAAUGGUUUAUUUGUAACUCUUGGUCUAGAUAAAAAACUUAAAAUAUGGGAUACAAAUCAAGUGAAAAUGGUUGAUGAAUAUGAAUUUAGCAAUUUUGCUUAUUCUGCUCAUAUGCCAUCAACAGCAAAUGCAUCAGUUAUUGCUGUAGCUCAUGAAAAUGGUGAUUUACGUUUAAUUGAUAUUCGAUCCGGUUCCGAUUCACAUGUAAUUCAUUCACAUACUAAAAAAGGAAUAUGUCUAGUUAAAUGGUUUAAUAACAAUCCAAACUUAUUAGCAAGUGGAGGAGUUGAUGGUCGCGUGCUAUUUACUGAUGUUCGUAGUUCACGUGCACAUUACAUGUCACUUGAUCGUGAUAAUAUUCUAACCAAUAAUGAACAAAUAAAAUCUCGUCAAACAACAGUAUCUUCAGUAGCUCAUCAUCGUGGUGUAAAAUCAUUAGAAUUUCUACCAGAUAAUACACAUUUAUUAACUGUUGGUGCAGAUGAUCUUAUGUAUUUAUGGAAUGUAAAUAAUGGUCAACGUUUACUUGUUAAUUAUGGACCAAUAACGACAAAUAAUGUACGUAUUUUAACAAUUGCAUGUGCACAAAUGAAACAUGAUCGAACAAAAAGUGUUGUUUAUGUACCCUGUGGAAAAUAUGUUCGUGUUUAUGAUAUUUUAACUGGACAACGUUUAACAACUUUAAGCGGACAUUUAAUGCCUGUUAGUACUUGUAUAUAUAAUCGUUUAUCUGUCGAACUCUAUUCAUGUUCGGAUGAUAUACUUGUCUGGGGUGCUGUUAAAAAACAACAGGAAGAUUAUGAAAUUUCCAUGAAAAAUCCAGAACGUAGAAAUGAAGCAACGAAAACAUUAGCACAAAUUUUAAAUCGAGAUCAAUGGAGUGAUGAUGAAGAUGAAGAUUAA